This is a messenger RNA of Oncorhynchus gorbuscha (pink salmon), 2365 nucleotides long. Its product is annotated as centrosomal protein of 76 kDa-like. Bases 202 to 2199 code for a protein of 665 amino acids. The transcript has 12 exons. Lineage: Eukaryota; Metazoa; Chordata; Actinopteri; Salmoniformes; Salmonidae. The record is from RefSeq and is a predicted model, not a curated record.
CCCGCUUCCUUUUCCACAGUUUAAACUGGCAGUUGUUAUUGUUGUGGAGGUCUGGGAUUGAAGUUUUUGCAGAUGGAUUUUCCCGAUCCUUCGUGUUAUUCAGGCAAAUAAGACAACUAUACGCCAUUUUACAUGUAGCACUUCUUACCACACGUUGCAGUGUCGUGUUCAUUUAGUAAAACGGGUGUAAAGUCUACCGAGAUGUCUCUGCCACCGGAGAAAGCAUCUGAACUAAAGCAGAUCAUACACAACCAUCUGAUCAAGAUGAACAUCCAUAGGAAGAUCAGGGAUGUGUUGGCGGAGACCGUGAGAGAGGAUCUGGACCCUGGACAUAGCUCUCUGUCUGAGGAGGACUUCCUCCGGGCUCUGCAACGCAGGGGAAUCGUAGACGAUGUCAUGAAGGAUCUUCAUUUCUCCAAGGAAGUGCCUGACACUGAGUUAGGACUCCAGAACACACCGAAGCCUGCAACUCACUUUAUUGACAAGGACCCGACGAAGCUCAAGAAAACCAACAUGGACCCAGCGAGGAGGUACCUGUACCUCCAGGUCCUGGGGGGUAAGGCCUUUCUAGAGCACCUCCAGGAGCCAGAGCCUCUACCUGGUCAGGUCUGCUCCACCUUCACCCUCUACCUGCACUUCAGGAACCAGCGCUUCCGCUCCAAGCCUGUCCCCUGUGCCUGUGAGCCAGACCUGCAGGAGGGCUUCCUGCUGGAGAUACACAGAGAGGGACUGGGCGAUGGCAGUAAGAUGGCAGAUGCCACCACGAUGUUGUCUAUCUGUGACCCGGUCCACCUGGUGUUGAUAAAGAGAGACGCGUCCAGCGAGACCACCCUGGUCUCCUCUUACUUCCUGGACUGGAGGACCGUCCUCUCCUCUCCCUCUGGGAAGACCAGCAUUGCCGUAGAGCUGCUUGGAGUCGGUAGUGAAUGUAAGGUGACGGCCGGUGUACUCAACAUGAGUCUUGACCUUUACCCUCCUCUGUCAGAGAUCCUGUCACCUGACAUCAUCACCACACAGCAGUCCCUGGAGCGGCAGAAGACGGCGGAGAAGGAGAGGCUGUUUCUGGUUUAUGCCAAACAGUGGUGGAGAGAGUUUCUAGAGAUCAGACCUGCCAACCAAUCCAAACUGGUCAAGAUCUUUGCUCAGGAUGAGAAUGGCGUCAACAGGCCGGUGUGUUCCUACGUGCGUGUCCUGCGUGCUGGUCGUCUCCUGGAGAGUCCCCGUCAGGCGGCCCGCUUCGUUAGCCUGCUGGGCCUGGAGAAAGCCCCUGUGGUCGGGGGAGGAGGAGGUGGCAAACAGGAGCAGUGGUGCUCCCUUCUCGCCUUCCUCUGUAGAAACAAGGGCGACUGUGAGGACCAUGCCACCCUGCUGUGCAGUCUGCUGCUGGGGUUCGGCCUGGAUGCCUACGUGUGUGUUGGCACUAAGCCCAAGAGCCUGGCACACACCUGGGUGAUGACCAGGGGCACUGACAGCACCAUCACCUUCUGGGAGAGCCUGACCGCACACAGGUACCUCCACCAGGCCAUUGACCCAGACGCCCCUCCCCUGGCCCCCCAGCCCCGCCCCUCCUAUCCCUACAGGACCAUCGGCUGUGUGUUCAACCACAGGUCCUUCCUGGCCAACUGCCAGCCUUCGGACGCCGUGGAACUCUGCUCGUUCGCCUUCCACAACCAGUCCCAGUGGAAGGCUAUGAGUGAGGAGGCUGUUGGCUCAGUCUGCUCCCCGGGCAGCACCACCUCUCUGCCCCCUCUACCUCCUCUCUGUGGCCCCUCCCUGGAGCCCAGCGCUGCCUCCAACCAGCUGGAACUGGAGCUGAGGUACCUGGUGGUGGAACACAGGAAGGACCUUGGCCUGGCCACAGUGUGGGAUGACCACCUGUCCUACGUCCUGUCCUCCGCCCUGGCGGCGUACGAGCUGGAGCGCUGCACGGGGACUUCCUGUGGUAACGAGGAGUUUCAGGAUGCUGUGCGGAGGGCGGUGCCGGACGGACACACCUUCAAAGGUUUCCCUAUCCACUUCCUGCACCACAACGCACGGCGAGCCUUCGCUACCUGCCUCAGGUCUCCGUUCUGUGACGAGAUAGUGUGUUGCCGUGGGGACCACGUGAGGCUGGCGGUGCGUGUCCGGGUGUUUGCGUACCCCGAGUCUGCCUGUGCCGUCUGGGUGAUGUUCGCCUGCAAGUAUCGUUCUGUACUCUGACCCCUGACCUCACGCCCUCACCGUUGGAGGAACAUCAAGUUAACAGUGGGGUUAACUGGUCUAGUGGGUUAACUGGUCUAGGAACAGUGGGCUAACUGGUCUAGGAACAGUGGGUUAACUGGUCUAGGAACAGUGGGUUAACUGGUCUAGGAACAGUGGGUUAACU